Molecule: messenger RNA, 3291 nt
Organism: Blepharisma stoltei
Lineage: Eukaryota; Ciliophora; Heterotrichea; Heterotrichida; Blepharismidae
Source: the annotation of a GenBank genome assembly
AUGGCUGAGCUACCAGAUAUUCAUCAUAAGAUGAGCAAGAAAAUUGCUCAACUUACCAAAGUAAUUUUCCAUCUAAACACCAAAAGUGAUGAAGCAGCGCUAUAUCACCAAGCACAAGCAGAAGCAUAUGAAAAAGAAAUUGACAGGAUAGUAAGGGAGGCUAAUAACAUCAUCUCAAAGCAACGUGAAAUUUUGGAAAAGCACAAGCAGGCAGGUGAUGUAGGCGCUAUGAUAGCUCAAAUCCAAAACCAAUAUGAAGAAUCCAAAGGAAAAGCCCAAGCAGAUUUAGCGUUAUUAAGAUCAGGCGCUGAAGAAAGAGAAGCUUCGUUGAGAAAAGAAAGCAAAGAAAAAAUCGACCUGUAUAAGCGAGAAAUUGGAGAACUUAAAGCAGCUUUUCAAAAGCAACUGUCUCAGUUUGAAGGAAAGCAGCUCACAUCUGCAGGUGCCCUUGAAGAGCUAAUGAGGACUCAUAAAGCAGAAAUGGAUGCUUAUGUAAAAGAACAAAAUGCAAAAUACUCAAAAUUGCUGCAAGACAAACUUGAUAGUGAAGACAACUUGAGAGACGAAAUGGAUAAGAGAUUGAAAUCAUUAAAUACUGAAUGGGAAAAGAAACUGAAAGAUGAGAUAGCCAGAGUUAAAGCAGAAGAAAGAGCAAAAGCCCAGAAACUAUUUGAUCAAGCUGGGUCUGAUUUUUUGAAAAAACUUGAUCAGGCUGAAGCAAAGAUCCAGGAAUUGACUGCAGCUAAUACAAGUUUAACUGCAGCUAAUAAACAAUUGACAGACCAAAAAGCUAAACUUGAAGCUUUAAUGGAGGAUUUGCAAAGGGAGCUUAAAAAAUUGAAUCAGCUGGUAACUGAUUGGGAAAGAAAAUACCAGAAAUUGUAUGCAGAUUAUGAAAUGGCUGAGAAUUCAAAAUAUAAGACAGGGGCUGAAGCAGAAAAAUUAGGCUCAGAACUGUCAGGAGCAAUCCAGAAAAUUCAAAAUUUGACAAGAAUGGUUCAAGAAAGAGACAAAACUAUUCAAACAAUGACCAAAGAGUACGAAGACAUGGUAAACAAUUUUAAAUCAGAAAUCCAAGGCUACAAGCAAAACAUGAGCGAAAAAGAAGCCUUUUUGAGCAAAGAAAUUGAAAAUAAAAAUGAGCGAAUUCAAACUUUGCAGCACCAGCUCGUCUUAGCAGAACAAAAUUUAAGUGAACUACGGGCAAAACUUCAGGAAACUGAAGAUAAGCUAGCAACUGCUCUUCAAGAAAUCAAAAGUUUGAGGGCACAAAUUGAUAGUAAUGACAAUAUUUUUAGCGACGAAAUUAAAAAAAGAAACACUGAAAUUGAUAGUCUGAAAGGAGAAAUAGACAGACUUAUGAGAGAUAUUGAUGGACUUAAACAAAACAGUUCCUCACAAGUGAAGCAGCUUCAAGAUGAGCUAGAAAGCUUGAGAAAGCUAAGUGCACAAGAAGUGCAAGAUUUAAAGAAAUUGCAUGAAAAAAAAAUAAAUGAGCUAUCAGCUGAUCUGGAAAAGAAAAAAGAAGAUGCAUUGAAUAAGCUUAAAUCUGAACACGAAUAUUAUAGAGGAGUUCUCAAAGAUGAAUUUACCAGUAAAUUAAAUGAUCAAAAAGCUACUUAUGAAGAAGAGAUUAGGAAGCUAAAAAUUGACAUCACAAAUCUGUCAGGGGAAUCAAGCAAGUAUGCUCAAGAUCUGCAAAAUAAAAUCAAUCUGCUUCUGCAAGAAAUUCAGGAUUUGAAAAAGUCAAAGUCAGAUGUCGAGAAUAGGCUGGAAACAGCAAUAAAUGAUAUUUCUUCUUUAAAUAGAGAAGUAGCUAGCAGAGAUAGCAGAAUCAGAGACUUAGAAAUAGAAAUAAGCAAUUUAAAACAAAAUGGAGAAGGACAGAAAUUGCAGCUAAUUCAAGAGAUAGAAAACUUAAAAAGAGAAAACUCCAGGAUUAUAAGAGAAUGGGAGCUUAAACUUGAAGAAAAAGCAAAAGAAGACGAAAAUUAUUUAAGAGUCCAACUUGCGGCACUUGAAGAAAAAUAUAAAAGAGAACUUGAAGAAAUGAGAAAGAGAAACCAAGAAAUGGCUGCCAAGUUGCAAGCUGAUUCUCAAAAUAUUAGAGAACAGUUGGCUGCAGAGUUGCAACAAAUACUUAAUGAAAAAGAUAAGCUAGAUAAAGAAUGGACCCAAAAGUAUAGAGAUUUAGAAAAUUCUUCGAACACAAGACUUAAAGAAUUAGAAACAAAUCACGCAAAAAGAUUAGCUGAGCUGGAUGGGAAUAGUCAAAAUUCAAUAAAUGAGUUGAAGGCAGCACAUGCAAGAGAAAUAGAGAAUCUAAAAAGAGAAUUCCAAGAAGAAAUGGAAAGAUCAUCAAAGCGUUUUGAAGAGCAAAGGAAAAAAGAGCUUGAUUUUAUGGCUCAGCAGCAAGAAGAAAAGCUUCAAAAAUUCAGCCAAGAUUUUGAUAUUCUCUUUUAAUUAAUUAAUCUAUUAAUUAUUAUAAACAAUUACUUUUCUCAGUUAAAUUUCAUAGGGUAUAGAAUUUUGGCCCAAAAAUGUGUCGAAUAUGAAAAAGAAAUCAAUGAAUUAAAACUCUCAAUAGAAAAAUUAAAAAAAAUGAGUGAAAAUGAGAAAAACAAUUUUGAAGGAGUCAUAGAAAACUUGAAGCGUGAAAAAGAAGCUCUGAGUAAAGAAAUCGCAAAAUUAAAAUCAGAUUUAAGCGAUGAAGCUGAAAAACUUGCUCAAAAAGAAAGUGAAAUGAAAGCGUUGGAGCUUCAAAUUAGCACUAUCAAAAGUGAAAUGCAAGAACAAUUAAACGCAAAACAAAAAGAAUACGAAAAGAAAGAAAACGAGCUCAGAUCAAAAUUCAAAACUGAAAGAGACAGCAUACUUAAAGAGCACCUAGAUGAAAUGGCCCAACUACAAAAAGAUUUCCAAAAUACAAUUGAAAUGAUGGAAAACAGGCAUAACACUCUUUUAAAGCGCUAUGAAGAGCUUCAAAGCCUUUAUGACAACAGGCCUUCUAGAGAAGAAGACAUUGCUUUAAUUAAGCAUUUACAAGAAGAAGUAGGUAUUAAAGAUGAAGCACUUAAAAAAGCAUAUGAAGACAUGAAAUUCUAUAAACUUGAGCUUGUAAAUAGAGAAGAAAAUUAUAAUAAACUUUUUGGAGCCAACCCAACUGUGGGAGUUUUAGAUGUUUUGGGAAGCAAAAAGAAAGAUAAAAAUGGAAUGACUGUAACUCAAAGAGGUUCAUCAGGCCAUAGCAAUACUUCUCACAACUUGAACCGCAAAGCAUCAAAAUUAUAA